This is a messenger RNA of Temnothorax curvispinosus, 1328 nucleotides long. RefSeq names its product SUMO-conjugating enzyme UBC9-B (gene lwr). Gene Ontology annotation, cellular component: nucleus. The coding region runs from base 271 to 750 and encodes 159 amino acids. The transcript is spliced from 4 exons. The record is from RefSeq and is a predicted model, not a curated record. Gene Ontology annotation, molecular function: SUMO conjugating enzyme activity. Gene Ontology annotation, biological process: protein sumoylation. NCBI's taxonomy places the organism in Eukaryota, Metazoa, Arthropoda, Insecta, Hymenoptera, Formicidae.
CGCUUUCACGAACGCGGUCGGCGUGUAACCCUCUAGCCCUCUAGCUGGCAAACGGCAGCACCCUUGCGAGGAUUGCGAAGAACGCAUUUGGCGGACUCGUCUGUCGGCUACGACCGACAAAAUAUUUAAACUCCGUAGGCAGGAGUCUGUCCACGAAGGCGGAGCACGUCGCAGACGUGAUUAAGUGAUCGCGCGGUGUGUCGUUUCGCGUCGUCCGGCCGCGUGAGUGUCUCCCGUCCGAAAAAAAAUCGCCGCGUCGUCGCAGACGUAAUGUCAGGCAUAGCGAUCGCCAGGCUCGCCGAGGAGCGAAAGGCAUGGAGGAAGGACCACCCGUUCGGCUUCGUAGCUAGACCAACCAAGAAUCCAGACGGCUCCCUCAACUUGAUGAGUUGGGAAUGCGCGAUACCUGGAAAGAAAUCUACUCCGUGGGAGGGUGGCCUGUACAAGUUGCGUAUGAUCUUCAAAGAUGAUUAUCCGUCAAGCCCACCGAAAUGUAAAUUCGAACCUCCGCUGUUUCAUCCGAACGUUUACCCAUCCGGCACUGUCUGCUUGUCGCUCUUGGACGAGGAGAAAGACUGGCGACCAGCCAUCACGAUCAAGCAAAUCCUGCUUGGUAUUCAGGACUUGUUGAACGAGCCAAACGUGAAGGAUCCGGCUCAGGCUGAAGCAUACACAAUAUAUUGCCAAAAUCGUUUGGAAUACGAGAAGCGCGUUAAAGCUCAGGCCAGGGCGAUGGCUCCGCAAGAAUAAAUCGCAAGAACUCAAGUCGACAUAUUUAAAAUAUGUGGGAAAGAUAUUAUAUGUGGAUAAACGCUUUCCUAAACUGAUGGUUCUUACAAUUAAUCUUUUUUACAAGUCAAAUUUAAUAUAUGUUAUAUAACUAGUUAAGUGGUUCACGCUCUUAACGUUUAAUUUACCGAGGUAUUGCCUUCAUCCAUCAUGCAUAUUUCUCAAAAUUCCAAGAAUACAUAGCGUACACCGCAUGUCGACGUGAAAACUAACACAUAAAUAAUAUCUUAUUAAUAUUAAGAACUAUGUUAGGAACGAGAUAUGUGUAUACUUUAAGGCAGAAUUAUUUUUUGAUCAAACCUUUAAUUUUUAAGUCUUAUAAGUGAUUACUGAUGUUUAUGUUUUAAAACAGAGAUGCAAGUAGGGAGAUAUUAAAAAGUAUCGCGGUAGCUGUUGAAUAAAUAUCUCUCUUCUCGAGUUCCCUAUUAGUUCCAUUCUUGAAUAUAUACGUCAUACGGUACAUGUGUAGGUAGACUUAUUUUAGAGUUUACUAAGUAAUGUACAAAUCUCGAAAGGAAUAAAAGAUUUCAACUCGUCAA